This is a messenger RNA of Microdochium trichocladiopsis, 1641 nucleotides long. RefSeq names its product major facilitator superfamily domain-containing protein. Gene Ontology annotation, biological process: transmembrane transport. The coding region runs from base 1 to 1641 and encodes 546 amino acids. NCBI's taxonomy places the organism in Eukaryota, Fungi, Ascomycota, Sordariomycetes, Xylariales, Microdochiaceae. The record is from RefSeq and is a predicted model, not a curated record. Gene Ontology annotation, molecular function: transmembrane transporter activity. The transcript is spliced from 3 exons. Gene Ontology annotation, cellular component: membrane.
AUGGCUACCCUCCAUCAACUAAGACCCGUCAGCCCUGGCGCCAGCUCCGGCAACGGCGACAUCGAGAAGUCCUCGACCGUGCUUGAGAAGAGGGCGUCAGCCGACGGCAGCAGUCUCCCCGCUUCAGUACUUUCCUUUCGAGCACCUCUCGACACCGUUACUGAGCGCAACUUGCUUCGCAAGAUUGACCUACAUGUUUACCCGAUCCUAUUUGUCAUCUACAUGCUCUCUUUUCUCGAUCGCAUCAACAUCAGCAAUGCUCGGAUCCAGGGGCUCACAGAGGAUUUGGACAUGCAUGGCAAUGACUUCAACAUUGCCCUCUUCGUCUAUUUCAUCCCGUACAUCCUGCUGGAGAUCCCCAGCAACAUGAUCAUUCGCAAGUUCCGGCCAUCGACAUACAUCUCCACCCUCAUGAUGAGCUGGGGCAUCGUCAACAUGUGCAUGGGCUUUGUAAAGACAUAUGAGGCGCUUGUCGCUCUGCGGUUCCUUCUCGGCGUGUUUGAGGCCGGGCUCAUGCCGGGAAUCGUGUACCUGACGUCCAUGUACUACAAGCGGCACGAGUUCCAGACGCGGAUGAGCAUCUUCUUCUGCUCGACACUUGUCGGCGGAGCGUUUGGUGGCCUCCUUGCAUACUCCAUCUCCAAGCUAGGCGGCACAGCCGGCCUCGCCGCCUGGCAAUGGAUCUUCAUCCUCGAGGGCCUCGCCACCGUUGUCGUCUCACUAGCCGCAUACUUCCUCGUCGUCGACUGGCCAGAGGAAUGCCGCUUCCUCACCCCGUACGAGCUCGCCCUCCUCAAACAGCGCCUCGAAGAUGACAACCCCUCCUACUCCUGCUCUGCUACCACACAGACCUCAGCAGCAACGGCACCAUCCUCGUCCACGCGGAUGGACACGCUCAACCGCUUCACCGUGCGCCUGAUCCUGCGCGACUGGAAGAUCUGGCUCGCGAGCGUCGCGUACAUGGGCAUCGGCACGACCGGCUACGCCGUGACCUUCUUUAUGCCCAGCAUCCUGCUCGAGUUUGGCUGGGCCGCCGAGCUCGCGCAGCUCUACACGAUCCCCGUGUACGCCGCGUCGGCCGCGUGCAUGGUCGGCGCGGCCGUGAUCUCGGACCGGCUGGGCCACCGGUACGGGUUCAUCCUGGCGGGCGCCCUGGCGUCUACGGUCGGGUACGUCAUCCUGCUUGCCCAGGACGGCGGCAGCAGCAGCAGCAGCAGCCACGCCGGCGACGCCGAAGGCACCGCCCUCCCGCGCGGAGUCAAGUACGCGGCCGUCUUCCUCGUCGCGGUCGGUGGGUACACGGGCACGCCCAUGUGCCUGGCCUGGCUGUCUAACAACGUCUCUGGCCACUGGAAGCGCGCCUUCAGCUCGGGCAUCCAGGUCACCGUCGGGAACCUCGCCGGGGUCAUCGGCGCCAACAUCUUCCUCGCCGCCGAGAGCCCCAGGUACCCCACGGGCUACGGCACCGCGCUGGGCAUGACGUGGAUCGGAGUCGCUGCCGCCUCGGCGCUGUUCUGCGGGCUGCUGGUCGAGAACAGGAAGCGGAGCCGGGGCAAGAGAGAUCACCGCCUGGAGGGGCGCACCGAGGAGGAGCUGCAGAACAUGGGGGAUUGGCACCCCUUGUUCCGGUUCACGCUGUAG